Molecule: messenger RNA, 1618 nt
Organism: Anolis sagrei ordinatus
Lineage: Eukaryota; Metazoa; Chordata; Lepidosauria; Squamata; Anolidae
Source: RefSeq, a predicted model, not a curated record
CGUCACUCUCUUUUCCUCUUCUUGAGACUAAUGGAACAUUUCAACAGAAGCAAAAUUACUAAUGACUUCUUGUCUUUAAUGCUGAACCAGAAAUGGCUUCCCAAUACCCACCAAGUCUCCAGUUUCGUCUGCCUGCAUUCAUACUCUUUUUGGAAGCUGCUUUCAUCCUGAUUUUUUACUUCUGUUUUACCUAUGACCAUCAUGACCAACAUCUUCAACAACACCCUACUCUCUAUGCAGCAUUUCAAGAUGUCAAUGUCAUGGUGAUUCUUGGCUUCUCCUUCUUGCUGGCCUUUCUGAAGAGGUACGGCUUCAGCAGCACUGGAUUUGGCCUUUGCCUUGCUGCCCUUGGAGUGCAAUGGGCUCUGAUUGUGAAUGGAUUCCUCUUCCAUUUUUCUGAUGGAGCAGUAGAGAUAAGUUUGCAAAGCAUCCUAGAAGCCCUCAUGACUGUAACCACGAUGCUGAUUUCGGUUGGGGCAGUUCUUGGCAAAGUCAACCUGAUGCAGUUGAUCUGGAUGGCCAUGGUAGAGCUGGCCGUUUUCGCUGUGAACCGAUGGGUUGCUGUGUCUAUCAUGCAGAUUACCAGCCACAUGAGCUUGAUGCAUGUACAUUUAUUUGGUGCCUACUUUGGCCUGAUGGUCUCCUGGAUCCUUUACCAUUCCUCUCUGAGCUCGAGAGUUGAAAAGGAAAGCUCAAAGCCCACUUCGGAUACAUUUGCAAUGCUGGGUACUCUUUUCCUCUGGAUGUUCUGGCCCAGCUUCAAUUCCGUGUUGAUAAUGAACACAAAGGAGAAAUGGGUCGCUGUGUGCAACACCUAUUUGGCAAUUGCUGCCAGUUCCAUCUCUGCCUUUUCAAUCUCAGUGGCUACCAGCAGAAAUGGAAAGCUCAAGAUGGCUCAUCUCCAGAAUGCUACAUUGGCAGGUGGGGUGGCUGUUGGUUUCUCAGCUUCCAUUAUCCAGCAUCCUUGGCUUGCAAUGACGUUGGGCCUGGCAGCUGGAGCACUCUCCGUCCUUGGUUUUGACUUUCCUAAGAAAUGCCGGGAUCCAGCCAUUGGGAUUCAUGACACCCGUGGAGUUCAUUCCAUGUUUGGCUUGCCCAGUUUCCUUGGAGGAAUCGUCUACAUUAUUCUGAUUGUAGUGGACAGCUGGGAGAACCUAUCAUUAUCGGGCUAUUCAGCUUUGAUCGAAAUUGGUGCACUAAGCCUGAGCAUGGCCCUCGGUCUGAUCGGCGGUCUCAUUACAGGUUUCUUCUUAACUUUCAAGUGUUGGAAAGCACCUCCUGUAACCAAGUACUUUGACGAUCAAGCUUAUUGGGAGUUCCCAAAUUUAGCUGUUGGAUACUGAACACAGCCGUCAAGUAAGCUAGACGCUCAAGAGAGAAUUGUUUCCUAUUCUCAUCAGAUUCUACAAAGUGAGACUUUGUGUCUGCUUUAUUAAAGCCGCGAGAAGUUCUGCAUUCAUCUUUCUGCAGUAAAGAAUGAUUUACAAGACUAAAUGCAUAACACUGCAACCCUGUAGUGUUUGUUUUGCCGUCUGUGCCCCUGCUCAAAAGAUUUCGCCUCGCUUUCUGUCACUGUGAUAACACAAUGUAACAAAAAUUGACAAAUUAAAGGUGUUAU